Molecule: messenger RNA, 1957 nt
Organism: Exaiptasia diaphana
Lineage: Eukaryota; Metazoa; Cnidaria; Anthozoa; Actiniaria; Aiptasiidae
Exons: 2
Coding region: 660-1694 (344 amino acids)
Source: RefSeq, a predicted model, not a curated record
AUGGUUAAAUGAGGAGCGUCAUAAUUAUUAUCCAGGGUUUCGUGAACAUUACCGUCAUCCAUGGAGAAAAAGGGUUCUGGAAGAAGAAUUAGUAAAAAUGAAGGAUAUUCAACAAGAGGAAAGAACAACAUACUUUCAAACUAAAAGUAGAGAUGCUGGUUUCAAUGGACUUAGUUUACUACACCGUCUUAAUCCAUUAUAUGGUUUCAACAUCUUAACUGAUUUUGUGAUUGAUGCAAUGCACUUGUUACCACUUAAUAUUGUGAAAAAUCAUUUAACUAGAGUAAUAACUGGUGGAUACGUGGAUGAACGUGAAUUGAAAAGUAAAUUGAAGGAAAUGCCAUGGACAACUGACUACAAAGCCUCAAGACUACCUACAAACUAUGAAUACCUUGGAUCUUGGAAGGCAGAAGAGUUUCAAAAAUUUGCCUUUCCUGCAUCUGAAUUUGUGUUCCAUGGAAUACUUUCAGAAGACCAGUAUCAAAUAUGGGCUCCAGUUCCUAGACUGGUUGAAUUUGUUUUUAAUGCUGGAAGAGAUGGCUGGACAGCUGAUAUGAUUCAAAACUUUAACAAUCUAUCUUGGCGUUAUUGCAUUCUCAUGGAGGAAAAUUUUGGAACCCAAGCCUGCACAAUUAACUUGCAMAAUUUAAUUCACUUUCAUGAAGAUAUUGCUAGAUUUGGUGCUCCUGAUAACUUUUGGUGUACACACUUUGAAAGAGCUGUCUCUCGCUAUGUCAGGCAGUCUAGCAAUAGGAAGCACUUGGAAAAAAACAUUUGCAAGAAAAGAGUCUCAAAGAGAAUUUCUCAAGUUUCAAAACCUAAAUAAUCUGAAAUCAUACCGAACAUCAAAAGUUCCCAAAGUCCACAGAGAAAAGGUUGUAGCAAAUUCUCUAGAGGGAGCUAAACAUCUGGUUAAAUUGUGUGCAAAUAGCCAAGAUGCAACAAAAGUUAACCAAGGCGUAUUUAUUGGCUCUGGGAGGGCAUAUCACCUUACAAGGGGUGAAAUGGAUGAUAUAGAUGAGUACUUAUCAGAUGUUCAACCAUGUGAAAUCAAWGAAGCUGCUGAAAGUUAUCGCAGUGCAUUUCUUCCAACACAUCAGAUUGAGUCGGGUGGGAAACUGUACAGGUUAGGUGAUUUUGCCAUAGUAAACCAUCAAGAAACUGAUAUCUACUUGCGCAUUAGUGAUUUUCUGCUUGUUUAUGUUAAUGAUGAACCCUAUCAUCUCAUUGUUGGUGACACUUAUCAGACUUUGGUAAAUGAUGAAGGUGAAAUCAUCCAUCAUCCGUUUAGUGACACUCUUUUUGUUAAACCAUUUGAACCUGGUYGCUGUUUUAGUAUUAGAGAUAUUCAAAGAGAAAUAAUGCUCUUUCCACAAGAUGGAAAUUAUGCAAUUGUGGAUCCAUAUAGAAAGAGUGUUCCUUUACCUUUUGUCAUUGUCCCUGCUUAUCCCKAGGUAAAUGAUAUGAUCCUUGUAAAAGGUGCAAAUGAUGAAAUUUGGCAUGCUCAAGUGAAGCAUGUACUAUUUACUCAGAKAAUUGUAAAAGGRUAUUUCUACAUAAAGCAUCGCAGUUGGAACACAAACAAAAUGUGGGUAAAAGAAAGCCACACAAAUCAAAUGGACAACAUUAACUUUGGAAGCAUAUUAAGUAUUGCCACUGGAGAAUGGCAUGGAAAUUCUUGGAAAGAGUUAUAAACUUUAAGGUAGAUAGACACACUCAGACAGAUGAUGACCGACUUAAUCAGAAUUACAGAUCAAACUACCGGUACUGUAGUCUGAAUUUCUCUGAUUUUUACUGGAGGUUGAACAAAAAAAAAUGGUUAUUUUUUGGUAUUUCAUACAAAAUGCAAACUUGUUUUUUUGGUUCAUCAUAAAUACAAGGUAGACACAAAAUUGGAUUUUUACAAAAAACAAUUAUGGUUAUUUUUUGGCUAUUUCAUCCAAAUUUGGAUUUACAA